Pristis pectinata (smalltooth sawfish) is the source of this 8736-nucleotide messenger RNA. Its product is annotated as 5-hydroxytryptamine receptor 7. The transcript is spliced from 2 exons. Gene Ontology annotation, cellular component: dendrite; membrane. Gene Ontology annotation, biological process: smooth muscle contraction; G protein-coupled receptor signaling pathway, coupled to cyclic nucleotide second messenger; vasoconstriction. Gene Ontology annotation, molecular function: neurotransmitter receptor activity; G protein-coupled serotonin receptor activity. NCBI's taxonomy places the organism in Eukaryota, Metazoa, Chordata, Chondrichthyes, Rhinopristiformes, Pristidae. The record is from RefSeq and is a predicted model, not a curated record. Bases 636 to 1928 code for a protein of 430 amino acids.
CUGGCUACUAGAACAACAAAAAAAGACAUCGACAGGGAGAUAAAAAAUACAGGUCUGAAAUCACUUUGGAGGCGCUCUAUGGGACAGACCCACCAAUGCACCUCAAGGUACAGCAAACGGGGAAGGGGGUUCAGGAGAUAAACCAGAGUGAUGGAAAGGGUUAAAGCCGAGCUUGGACCAUGUGGAACGUGACCGUACAGAGGGAAUUUCCAAGGAUAUUUGGCAAGGAGAGAUAAACAGUGAGUUUUCGAUCUAACUUGCGUGUGUUAAACAGCGGAGGAGCGCUCUCUGUUCACCAGCACUGAGAAUAUGUUGAUCCACCUCACGCCUGAGCGAGACUUCGCUUUUGUUCCAAACUGCUCACCUUUGGAGAGAGUUUGCGUAAAGCGAGGGAGAAAAGAGGGGCGGGCCAAUUCCUCCACUGCCGUGCCCCGAGUAGAGGGAUCUGCAGAACCCGUCCGCUUGCACGGGCUCCCCAACUAGUCCAAUGUCCCGCAAAAGUGACUGAGAAGAAAGCUAAUCUGCCGAAUGAUUGGCGCCGCGGGCAGGCAGGCACGGCCAAUUCAUCCCUGGGUCUGGAUUCGCUCUGCACAGUGUGUGAACAUCUUCAACGGCAGAGGUUCGGCGCCGACCCAAUGCUGUGGGCACUGUCGGACCUGGUGAUGGACAUUAACGGCAGCUACAUCAGCAAGCUCCGCUGGCACACCGUCGGGGGAGCCCUGGAAGAGCUGAACACCCCUCUGAUGAUCCCUGGCUCGCUGGGAUCAUCAGAGCUCCUCCACAUCGCCCAGUACCCCACGCCCAUCGCUGACACCUCCCCGCAGCGCAAUGGCACCAAAUGCGGGGCGGAGAUUCUGCCCUACGGCGACACGGAGAAGGUGAUCAUCGGGGCCGUCCUGUCCACGAUCACCUUGCUCACCAUCUCGGGCAACUGCCUAGUUAUGAUCUCGGUGUGUUUCGUGAAGAAGCUGCGCCAGCCUUCGAACUAUCUGAUCGUGUCCCUGGCCCUGGCCGAUCUGUCGGUGGCCGUGGCCGUGAUGCCCUUUGUCAUCGUUACCGACCUGAUAGGCGGCCAGUGGAUAUUUGGGCAAGUCUUCUGCAACGUCUUCAUUGCGAUGGAUGUAAUGUGCUGUACCGCUUCCAUCAUGACGCUGUGUGUAAUAAGUAUAGACAGGUAUUUAGGAAUAACAAGACCAUUGACAUAUCCAGUCAGACAGAAUGGGAAAGGCAUGGCCAAAAUGAUCCUUUGUGUAUGGCUCCUGGCUGCAUCUGUCACACUACCACCUUUGUUUGGUUGGGCCAAGAACAUAAAUGAUGACAAGGUUUGCCUGAUCAGCCAAGACUUCGGUUACACCAUUUAUUCUACGGCAGUGGCAUUCUAUAUCCCCAUGUCAGUGAUGCUUCUCAUGUAUCACCAGAUUUUCAAGGCUGCCAAGAAGAGUGCAGCCAAACACACCUUCACUGGAUUCCCUCGGCCUGAUGAUAUGAACAUGAUUGAGGCAGAUCAAAGAGGGGUUAAGCCACACAAAGAGUCAGAGGAAUGUACCAACUUCACCCGCCUUCUCAAAAAUGAGCGUAAGAACAUGUCAAUCUUCAAAAGGGAGCAGAAAGCCGCGACCACUCUUGGCAUUGUAGUCGGAGCGUUCACUGUGUGUUGGUUACCAUUUUUCAUACUUUCUACAGCAAGACCCUUUAUCUGUGGCACCAAGUGCAGCUGUAUACCAUUUUGGUUGGAAAGAACGAUCUUGUGGUUUGGAUAUGCAAAUUCACUGCUAAAUCCUUUUAUAUAUGCGUUAUUCAACAGGGACCUGCGGACAACCUAUCACAAUCUACUGAGGUGCAGGUAUAGGAACAUUAACCGCAAACUCUCUGCUGCAGGAAUGCAUGAGGCUCUGAAGCUGGCAGAGAGGCCGGAACUGGUACUGUAAGCAGAGCACGUUCUUUGAAACAGAAAUACCUCAGGGAGAGAAGGAUUCUCUUUGUCUGUAAGCUAUUGUUGCUGUAAAGUGGACUCUUACACAGAAAAUGUUUUAUUAUUCAGGCAUCAUUCAUGCAUCAGGGAUGUUGGACUGGAUCUAUAGACAAUAUCGGAUGGGUACAGCUGGCAGUGGGACUCACUGGCUCAUUCCCAUUGAUGUUUUGGUGUCUCUUUUUUUAUGUGUGUUGUGAAAUGGAUUAUCCCACCACCACAGGCCUUCAUUACCUCAGCAAACUGGAUUUUAGGAAGUCAAAGACCACAAUGCAUUUUGAAAGUAUCACUGGGUAGAGAACACUCUUCUUAUUGGUACUUGGCAUCGAGCAGCCUAUUUGUGGUGUCAAAUAGGGAUGGUUACAUUAAUGUUUCUCCUGGGUCCACAGAGCACUUAUUGUUGCUGCAUGCUCUUCUGGAACCUUUCCUUGUAAAGGCUCCCUCCAGCCCACUCUCCCCUCACUCCCCCCAGCACACUCCAUCCCUUUUAAUCUACUGGGAUAACGUGCACGUGAAGAACCCACCAGAUUUCCUAUUGCCCUUGAUCAACAAACUUUCAAAAACACCAAGAAAAUUCUUUGGGCUUCCCACCACUUCCAUUGGCUUCCCAUACUUCAAAAAUUGGCAUCACCAUAUGGAUUUAAGCAAGCACCAUAUGGAUUUAAGCAAGCCCCUGAAUCUGACAGACCAUUUGCAGAACUGCACACAUACACACAAACAUAUGGAUUAAGAAUCAAAUUUUACAGGACCUUUUGUCCUUUUCUCACGGAAGAACCCAGGAUCUCCACAAUAGAACAUAGAACAUAGAAUAUUACAGCACAGUACAGGCCCUUCAGCCCACGAUGUUGUUGCCAACAUUUUAUCCUGCUCUAAGAUCUAUCUAACCCUUCUCUCCCACAUACCCCCCCAUUUCUCUAUUAUUCAUGUGGCUAUCUAAGAGUCUUAACUGUCCCCAAUGUAUCUGCCCCCACAACCUCUGCCAGCAGUGCAUUCCAUGCACCCACCACUCUCUGUGUAAAAGAUUAGUGUCAACACUUUACUCCUUUGUUUUGGAAAAUGACCUGUGACAAUUCUCCAGCUCCUAGUGCCAGUCUUCACAUCUUUUACUAUUUUAGAAGCAGAAAAGAACAAGUUCAGAGCUUGCAUUUAUUUGGUUCCUAUCACAAAUGCAAAUCCAUCCUAAGUUGCUUUAUCACCAGUGAGAUAGUUUCUCGAUGUGUUGCCAUUGUUACAUUGAUGGAAAACUAGCAGGCAAUUUACACCCAUCACGAUCUCACAAACAACUAAAUUAUAAUGUUUAAAUGCUCUGUUUUUAGAUCUCACAGUAAGACAGUAAAGAUUGUAAAGCCUAGCACUAGAAACUGGGGAAUUGACACGGGAUGUUUUAAAAAUAAAAGGGGGGUGGUGGGGGGUGAAGAGUUCUGGAGAUUCUGGGACUUCCAUCACAAGAGAGCAGAAAGUUCUGCAUAAUUCAAUUCCUAAUCCAUAUGUUUGAGGGCAUGAGGGCAUGCCACUUUUGAGGGAUAGUAUAUUGGGUAGUCGGAUAACUGCACACUCAGCAAGCUGUAACGAUGGUCAGGCCUGAAAUUACAAGAGAUUCUUGAAAUAAGCUAAAUAAUUUGUUUCUUACUGAGCUACCAAAGCCACUGGUGCUAUAAAAUGAUGCAACUGUCCGUGAUCCACAGCACAUCAGCAGUGAAAUGCUCAAAUUGUGUAUCUCUAAUACUGAUCCAUUAUCUACUAAAUUGUUACUGAGGAUUCCGUGCCAAUGGAAAUGAAAAUCAAAAGAGAUGUACGACAAGCAUUACCCUUGUGCAUUUCUUAUUAUUAUCCCAAGCAGAAUUCUUUACACCUCAAGGAAAGGAGCUGAGCAUCCUUAAGAUAACUGGCUUGAGGGAGAGAGCAUAGGAAAGUUGUCUCAAGCCUAAUAUCCUGCAGAAGGCCAACUAGUAUCUGCUUAUCUCAGCUUAUAUCUAUUCAGCUGAAGGUGUCUCCACAGUUCCUCAGAUGGGGUGAACAUUGUUCAAAGGCAAUCCUGAGAAAGUGCCACUAAUAAGGUUUGGUGAAAACAUUUUCUCUCUGGGAAAGAGGAAGAGAAAGGUGGAGGGCUGGAGUACGCUCUCUGGAAGAUAGAGACCAGAUAACGGCCUAGAGAUUCUGUCAUGUUGUGCAAUGUUUACAACACACUGACAUCCAGAGGCAGCUGAACGUGUGCAACAUGUACAUUGCAAGAAUGCAGGUUUCAACAUCACUUCUGAGAAAUUCAGUCAUGCCUGUGUGAUAUGUGGAGAGCACAGUGCCACUGAUGCAGAAUCAGGUUUUUGUGUUAAACCUGCGACUGCUUUGGCAUUUCUUAAAGGGAACCUUCCUGAGCAGGUUCCUGCUUGUAGAGUCAGGUCCUUAAUAUUGGCAGAAGGCAGAUACAUGUUGUCAGGAAUUCACCACUUGCUCUGGCUUUUCCUUGAGCUCUCCCCAUUGUACUCCAGCUUUGUAGGGACCCUGACCAUGUCUAUCAGCUCUUACUCUAUCUGGACCUCAAUCAACUCUGUCUGAUAGAUAAUGACCUUGACACCCCAAACUCACCACCCCCCGACCCUGCAGCCAAUCACAAGCCCAUUCCAUGAUGCCCUAGCCUGAUCUUUGCUGUUCCAGUACUAAUCCUACCUAAAGCUCUUCCCCUCCUCAUAUCCCAAGGCAUUUCUCCACAAAGAUCAUCCUUAGGGUCUCCCCGCACACCCUACAACCAGUACCUGUGAACUACCUGACUCACUCGGGUCAACAAUGCCUCAUGAAAACAAGAUCAAUGGAUCGAUGAAGGAUUCCUGAGACAAAGGGCCUGUAGAGAGCCGAGGGGCAGAUUUAACUUUAGGGCAACCAACAGGUGGAGUGAGCAGGUUGCCACUUGAACAGAGUAAAUAUGCUGAUGCCACUUUAAAUGGACCUGGUGAACUGCAGAUGCCAAGUAUCCGGGUCCUGGUGAAAUGCACCUGAACUGGGUGUGUGCAACUUGAGAGUGCGGAGGUAGAGCUGGGAAAUACAGGUUAUUUCUGUGGAAAUGCGAGGAGCAGGGUGUAAGCUUUGGUAAUAUUGAUGGGGCUGGCACCCUAUUUGUGUCCAAGUUACAACCCACCCACAGUGGGCCAAAUGGCUUCCUCUGUCCUCCACCAGGUUUUCCCUCAAGUCCAAUAGCCCCUCUCUGCAGGUGCUGACUGAAGUAGCCUAACUCCGCAGAGCAGCAGGAUACUGACGAACACUGCAGAAGCUGCACUCAGUGCUUGGCAUCAGGCUGUAGAUCGGAGAUCUAAUGCCAUUCAUUAGCUGGGGCCUUCAGCAGAAAACGCACAAGCAACUUCUGUAGAAACCUUUCAACUGUCUCAGGCAUUGUGGCAAAUAAAGGAGGAGCACUUACACAAAGUCAGAACUUCCCAAAGUUCUGCAAUGUCAAUUACUUUUUUAAGUAGUAGUCACUCCACCAAUGUAAGAAACGGCAUCCAAUUCCCACAAAUUGAAGUUUCACAAACAGUAAUAAAAUAGACAGAUCAUUUGUUUAAAGAAUUUAUGAAAUCAUUUUAUCAUGAACAAAAGCUUUUAAAAAGUGUUGGAUUAUAAGGUGAGUCUUAAAGCAGAUGUGGAAAGAUGAGAGUGAACUCCAGAACUGAUGUGAGUUCAUCAACCCAAAGCAUUAACUGUUUCUUUCUCCAUAGGCACUGCCUGACCUGCUGAGUAUUUCUGGCAUUUUCUGUUUAAAUUUUGGGUUUAAUGUAUUUUUUUUCAAGUGCUGCUGAGGCUAUCAAGGCCUUUAGUUCUGGGGAGGUAAAACACAUUUUUGGUGUCUUGUUUUGUAUGAACCAUUAUGUAGUCACAUUUAAACAAACAUUAUCCAGUUCUUGAUUCAAAUCUUGACAUUGUCUAAUAUAAGCUACUGGAUGUACUGUUUAAACCUCUUGACCAUGGAAUUUAAAGCUUCUUUCUUAUUAAUGUCAUCCAAUUUUUCAGCACAGAAAAAGACUUUCCAGUCCAACUUCCUAGCUUCAUCUCUGAAAGGUCUAAUUGAUUUUGUUAUUAGUUUCAGCAGGCAAUGCCAGUGAAGUGCUUGCUGCAGUUGGGGAAUCAAUCUUACUCGAUUUGACUUCAGGCUUGGUUCUUGAGACUCAAAUCGGAGUUACUUCUCAAUUUCAAUUCCCCAUUUUAUUGAUAAAUUAACUAAGCAACUUAGGUUCUGAUGCGGAGAUGUUCACAGACCUCUGUCUUAAAUACAUAAGUGCUCAGUGAAUCUAGAAAGAGAGAACCCUACAGUGAAAGGGAUAUUAUUCACCAUAUCAUGUGCCUGAGAAACAGGUCAUGAGUCCAGUUCAAAUUAUUCCACCCAUUCAGUGCUUUUUACUUUGGUACUGAUUUAAUUAGGGUUUGGUUAAAGCAUCUGCAAAGCACUGUUCAUACAUUUUCUGAACGGUUAGGUUACUAAGUUACUAUGGUUACUAAGGUUAAAAUCCAGUUAAUUCAUAAACAAUGUUUCUGGUAAAUUUGGUUGGAAUUUUCUUGUUCUCUGGUAUUAUUUUGAAUCCUUAAGAUAUGUAAUGGAUUCUGGAGAGAAGGUAAUGUGCGUUUAUUGCAGGUUUUUAGAUCAUUCAUUAAAUGAAUGCCAACUGAGCUAAAUUAUGAUCCUACCUGUCCCUCUCCUCAAAGUCUCAAGAAGGUUGGUCUUGUUGGGUUAGGAGUAUGAACAUGCAUGCUUAUAAAUUCCAUGUGAGAUUAAAUAGGUACUACUGUGCAUUUGCCUGGGGAGUUAUUUUGAUCAAAGGGUGAAAACAGGUGCCAAAUAGGUACGAUAAUAAUAUUGUAGCCCUUGUGAAAGUCCAGGUUCAAAAAAUAUUUUUGGUCCAGAUUGUCAUAAUUUGAACUUGCCUUGAAACGGUAACAAAUCAUUGCGGGCUUGGCAUUAAAGGAUUGAUCAGACUAAUUCCUUCUGUCAUAUUUAUAUGGGCUCCUUACUCCCAAUUGUGUUGGAGCUGAGGAUUUGGCUGGCACACUGUAGCACUUUGUAGAAUGACCCAGGGCAAAGGAAGAAGGUGCAUCAGUACUCAAACAAGGUACUGGUGGAGAAGGUGCAGAGAAGGAGGGAUAUCCAGUAGUCACAGGGCCAGAAAGAAGUCUAGGUUAACCAUGAAAGCAGAAAUAGUCUUGCCAGGGCUAUCAUGCCUCCUUCCCAUUCCUAUUCAGAUGGAGAAGGUCCCCAUAGAUGCCAAUGACCAAGCUUUCCCUGUCUAUCUGUGACACAUGUAUGACGUUCAAUAGGCUGGACUAGCACUGCAAUGGCUCUUGAUAACUUAAUUCUUUUAUAGAUUUCUAGAAUAAACGUUGGUGUAAUGCUGGUGAAACCUUGUUCCAGAAAGCCUUCCAAUGUCCCCUUCAGAUCUUCAUUAGCGGCAACCACGAAAUGGUGAUACUUUCUGUAAGUGAUGAGUAUCCCUUCGUGGAAUGUGAAAUCAACGUCAACACCAUAUCUGCAACCAAACAGUCGGCCACUGUCAGGUGAUUAAUUGAAGCAUUUACCAUCAAAUGCCAUGCAGCCUCUUUUUAGAUGAGCACCAGCAAAUGUGUUUAAGUGGCAGUGAGGUGAUAAAUAAGCCAAAUGCUAUCUCCUCCAGCAUUUUUGCUUCAGACCCCGUCCUGGGCACCUCUUUAUCUCUUUAAUAGUCAAAGUAUUUGACAAAAUUCAUCCUCUUGGACUUUACACAAUGAAGGAGUCGGAGAUCUCAAGUAUUAUACUCACAACAGCAACAUGUUACAAUGUUAGGGGCUUACUUAAGCUCUUGCAAGUUGCUGAUAAAUGCAGCAGAUGCUUACCUUUCAAAGGAAUGGAAAUGGUGACAAAUAGUUAAUCCUGUUUAUAAAGUGGACAAAGAUUCCAUAUACUGAGAUAAAUUGUAUUGUAUCUGGUUUUGUGCUAUCCUUCCUGUGAUGUAUGUGGUAUGAAAAAUAAGCACCAAAUUAAUAAUGUGUAUACUUAAGAUUUUGUCUUCUGUGUCUGAUGUAUAUGUAUAUAUUUCAUAUACGUACUGCAAUGCAAUUUUUAGAUGGAGAGUUUCUUGAUUGCCAAAUGUAUGACCUCAAUAACAAAUUGUAUUCAAAGGAACUGAACAAAUACUGAAAGACCUCCACCACAGUCCCCAUUCAAACCUCCUACUUUGGACAUAGUUUGAAUCGCUGGUAGAUACGUUCACAAAAUAUUACUAUUUUGUGCUUGAACAAACUUCAAACAAAUUUAUUUCCAUACAUUCUGACAGUUACAUCACUUUAGGCUAAUUACAUCAAAGCUAGUUAUUAGUUGUUCAUGACUACAUUUGUAAUUGUAGUUGCACAUGAGUUAUCAUGUGAGAUUCCAAAUUAUGUGAAGUAUCUUUCCUGGUAAUAAUCCAUGAAACAAACGAUUGCAAGAGAAGCUGCUUUUCUUUAAAUUGCCAAUUACUAGUUCAGAUAACAUGCUGCAGUGAAGCUUAAGUUAAGCAUUCAUCUUCAGCAUCGAACAAAAUUGCUUGGUGCUCUGGAUAUCCCAGUGAUUGAAUCUUGGCUUGAGUCAGGACACAAUCACUGUGAUUAUGCAACCAAUCUACUCAGUGCUAGCUGAUUUCUAGAUAGGAUCAAGAAGCAGGUGGGAAUGAGUGAUAUUUCUGUUACUGCUUUUCUGAUAUUUCAUUCUUGUAAAUGCACAGAACCUGUCAAAUGCCUGAUUGAAAAUUGAUUAAAAGAAACUGGUUUAACCCAAA